Guillardia theta CCMP2712 is the source of this 686-nucleotide messenger RNA. RefSeq lists its product as hypothetical. The coding region runs from base 1 to 558 and encodes 185 amino acids. Gene Ontology annotation, molecular function: protein kinase activity; ATP binding. NCBI's taxonomy places the organism in Eukaryota, Cryptophyceae, Pyrenomonadales, Geminigeraceae. The record is from RefSeq and is a predicted model, not a curated record. Gene Ontology annotation, biological process: protein phosphorylation. The transcript is spliced from 7 exons.
AUGGACGCUGGAAAACGAGAGACGAUGAUCAUCAAAGGGAUUCUGAGACCUAUUUUAGCAGCUCUUCGUGAUAUGCAUAGGGUUGGGAUCGUGCAUCGCGACAUCAAGCCCGCAAACCUGAUCGUCACCUACGAAGGAACGCCUCCAGUCAAGCUGAUUGACCUGGGAGCAGCGCUUGUGGUUCCUCAAGAAGUCCCAAGAGCACCUCCAAGAUUCGUUGCGCUGCUUCUCUCGCCUGCUCUGUGGCAGCUCACGUCUCCCGAUCGCUUUGACACAUACAGUGCGGGCAUCAUGCUCAUGCAGAUGUCGAUCCCGGAGCUGAGGACGGGCAAAGCUUUGGAUACCUUCAAAAGUCAGCUGUACAACACAGGGGAAGAUCUCAUAAGGUGGAAGGAAGAGUUUGGCAGCCAGUACGACCUGAGCCUGUUGGAACGCAACGGUGGAGCUGGUUGGGACCUGGCGACUAAACUUGUGCGACCGAGGAAUUUUUUCCAGAGAGGAAGAUUUUCUGCAAGAGAGGCCAUGGGGCACAGAUACUUUUGGCCAGAGAUCAUCUAGACUUGAAGCUUUCUGCAGCUCUGAAGCUCAGUCGGACGGGGUCGCCAAGAGCCGACUAACACCUUCAUCGCCGAUUCUUUACUUUGUUAAGAAUGGCAGCAACCCAGACAUAAAGAAACUAUGUUGUC